AUGGCGGUUUUGAUCAUCAAACAAAAAGGUAUGAAACCACCCAUUGUCGUUGUUGGCAAUAAAAUCGACAUUAAUGAUUGCGAACGUCGUCAGGUGGAGUAUGAAGUCACCGAGAUGGUAGUGUGUGAAGACUGGCGCUGUGGUUACAUUGAAUGUUCAGCCAAGGAGAAUACGGGUAUAGUGGAAAUAUUUAAAGAGCUAUUGGUACAGGCUAAUAUACGUUACAAUUUAAGUCCGGCUGUAAGAAGACGACGUCAAUCGUUACCCUCCUUCACCUCGGCCAAGGGCAGCAAAAGUCCUUCACAUCGUGGUGUUCUUAAGAGGCAUUCAUGUACUAUGACUUAAAUUUAAUGAAAUGAAGCACAAGCAAAAGAGGAAUGUUUUUUGGACAGAAUAUGAUAAUUAUAAAUUUGUAGUAUUAGAAGUAAAUACAUACAUAUGUAUGUGUGCACAUAUGUGUAUGUAUGUAGGUAUAGUUAAGGAUUUGCAUUUUAGGUUAUCAUGUAUGUAGAAUGAAAUGCGUGAAAGAGUUCGACUGUGAAUGAGUGUGCAUGACAUUAAGUUUAUUAGAAAAACAAACUCUAAACAAUUAAUAAGACAAAUAAUUAUUAAAAAAUUUUUAAGAUGAAUUAUAUUGAAAAUAACCAUUUUUAAAUAGUUGUUAUAUGUUAUAUAAAUAUAGAUAUAAAUUUAUAGUUAAUUUACAAUAUGUAUUUAGUAAAUGAGUUUUUUCAUUGCAAAUAUUAAACAUAUUUAAAAAAAGACUUAAAGCUAAAUUUUAUUUUUAAAAAUUACGCACAAAUUAUUUUUUUUUUGUUUGUAUUUAGCCAAUUUAGUAUUGGUAUCGUAUAGUUGUAAAGUUAUAUGUUAAAUAAUUAAAGCUAUUGUAUUGUGUUGCAUAUGAUAAACUAUUGGCAAUGCAAAAAUUAGAACAAAAUAGAAGGAACAAGAGAAAUGGGUGUGGCACCUCCCUUAAAGUGAAAAAUAAUAAUUUUGUAUAAAUGGAAAACUUAAAAAAGUAAAAUCUUGAAUUGUGUAACAUUUCUAUCCAUUGAACUACAUACUAAGCACAAAAAUGGGCAGAUCAAUAGUAGUGGGUGUGGCCUUCCAAAUUAUUAAAAUUAUCAAAAUUUUAAGAUUAGCAAAGCACAUUGAUCCUAGCCAGUAAAAACAUAAAUAUAUAUUUCUUAUAUGUUAUCAUUUAAUUGUCAGAAAAAUAUGCCACGCCCAUUUAACAGAUUUUGACCAUUAUAAUACAAAUAAAUAUAUUCUUAUACCAAAUAUUUUUGAAAAUGAAUACAAUAUAUUAUUUAA
Messenger RNA from Lucilia cuprina (Australian sheep blowfly), 1314 nucleotides. Its product is annotated as GTP-binding protein Rhes-like. Gene Ontology annotation, molecular function: GTP binding; GTPase activity. Bases 1 to 345 code for a protein of 114 amino acids. Lineage: Eukaryota; Metazoa; Arthropoda; Insecta; Diptera; Calliphoridae. The transcript has 2 exons. The record is from RefSeq and is a predicted model, not a curated record.